Cimex lectularius (bed bug) is the source of this 1405-nucleotide messenger RNA. Its product is annotated as probable protein phosphatase 2C T23F11.1. Gene Ontology annotation, biological process: protein dephosphorylation. The transcript has a single exon. Gene Ontology annotation, molecular function: protein serine/threonine phosphatase activity. The coding region runs from base 361 to 1353 and encodes 330 amino acids. The record is from RefSeq and is a predicted model, not a curated record. NCBI's taxonomy places the organism in Eukaryota, Metazoa, Arthropoda, Insecta, Hemiptera, Cimicidae.
UGACAGAGCAAAACGACACGCCUGAGAAUUAAAUUACAGCGACUGUUUCUGCACUAAAAAUAUACCACCUUCUGGCGUAUGGUGUUGUUGAAAGUAAGAGUAUUAUUUCGAUUCAAUGUAGUCACAAUAAAUACAUGUAUUAAUGGGGCGUUGUAAUAAGUUUCAACAACAGACGAGAAAAUAACAUGUUAAAUAGAUCGUUUAUUUUGUCCAACAUAUGUCAAAAAGACUCCAAGUGACUUUCAUAUUAUAAUACUAAAAGCUCUAUUUAAUUUAAACAUCCGAAAUUGUAAGCGAAAAGUCAUCGGUACAUGGUGUAAGACCCUUCUGGAUCGUCUGGAAAAAAAUGGAUCGACGAAAAUGUCAAAGGGUCGAGGAGUACGUCAAUUAAACAAUUUUGUCACAAAUGGUAUAUUCGGCAUGGGCAUAACUCUAUCUCAACCGAUUACGGAGAAACACACCUUCACUUUUGAAAAUGAAAAGUUCAAAGGUGCUGUCAGUUCGAUGCAAGGUUGGAGGGUCACGAUGGAAGACGCGCAUUCCGUAUAUAUGGAGCUUCCGGGAGAUCCGACGGCGAGCUACUUCGCCGUUUACGACGGCCACAGUGGGCCGAAAGUGGCAGAGUUCGCCAGUAGGAACCUUCAUAAAUAUGUAGUCAAGAACGACUUAUUCCAACGCGGAUUCGUCAAGGACGCCAUGAAAGCUGCGUUUUUAGACAUGGACGUGGAGAUGAGAGAACGGGAGGAGCUGCAGGACGACAUGUCCGGUUCGACGGCCAUCGUUGUCCUCAUCAAGGAAGGCUCUUUGUUCUGCGCCAAUCUCGGAGAUUCGAGGGCGAUCGCGGUCAUCGACGGCCACGUCCACGCACUCUCUUUCGACCACAAGCCCAACACCCCGUCCGAAUACGAGAGGAUCGUGGAAGCUGGCGGAUGGGUGGAGUUCAACCGGGUCAACGGCAACCUGGCCGUCUCGAGGGCGUUCGGCGAUUUUGUCUACAAGAUGAACGAAAACAGAGACCAGGAGAAACAAUCCAUAAUCGCUUUGCCCGACGUUACAGAAACUAAGCUCAACGAACGAUGGGAGUUCAUCCUCCUCGCAUGCGACGGCAUUUGGGACGUCCUUUCAAACACGGACGUCGGCGAGUUCGUCUCCGUCAGGAUCCAACAAGGCAAACCUCCGGAUGCCAUCUGUGAAGACCUGCUCAACCGAUGCCUCAGCCCGGUAAGUAACUACGGAGGGACUGGGUGCGACAACAUGACGGUCAUUUUAGUCCUUUUUAUGAAAAACAAAAAGAAUCAAAUCGUGUACUCUAAGCCCCUUAGUAAAGACGAUAGCCCGGCGAGCAUCCAAUAGACACAGGAGUUGUUCUCACUGGGGACCCUAUAAUAAAGUUCAAAAUUAUUUA